AUGGCGCCGGCGUCCGAGUCAUCGUUGUCGCUGCCCAUCGACAAGCCGCCUCCAGCGAAGCUGGCACUUACGGUCGAGGUCGAUUUCGAGAAGCAGCUCCCCGAUGUCCCACCCCUCCUCACACCCCAACGGAAAGUCCGGCGCGCCUCUCCCCUCAUGUUCCUGAAGAAGACCGUCAAGAAGUCCAGAUUAACGUUCACGAAGCAACCGGACAGUACAGCCCCCGCUGGCCUGCGGUGGCAUUUCAUCUUCCCAGCAUUGAUCAUCUCCUUCCUCGUCUUCGUUGUCGCGACUGCUCUCCUUCUCUUUGUCACCUUUGGACGCUCUUCCAUUGCCACCGCUCUUGAUCCUUGGGCAAUCCAUGUCUCACGACUACCACAGCUCGGUCUGAUGAUAACGACAGUUUCAACACAUAUGGUCGCGAUCAGCGUCCCGUUUCUCGUAUCGGUUAUGGCUUACUGCGUUGCUGGGAGCUGGAUCGACGAGCAAAAGUCGGCCAAUACCGCACGAAGAGUUACCCCUACCCCGCUCCAAUACGCCUACAUUGUCAAACUGCUCACAACCGCAAGCAUAACAUCUGUUUUCGAGGCUGGGCGGUAUAUAAACGCUGCUAAGAACCACAUCCGGAUUCCCCGCGCUUUUUACUUGGCCCUAAGACUGACAAGCACCGUUUUGGGGUUGUCCUUCCUGCUUAUUCUUGCUGAUGUCUGGCUUCACGCUACUGUCUCUGUGGUGUCCAUUAGUCUCAUCCCCUCGUCGCUGGCAGUGGACGAGAACCGCCGCACCGCCUUUGGCAUCGUUUUCAACGAGUCUGUCUGCGCAUUCCAAGGAAGCGCCUGUCUCGACGCGGGCUGGGCAUCAGGCGAGCCCUGGAUCGUUCAAAAAGGGCUCCGGGUCGCGGCCAACACCUCCGAAGACUUGGCCGUUGUUACCAUCAACGGCACCGCGGUUGUCAUCCCCUCCGCCCGUUUCAGCGACCUGCAAUUUCCGUCGUUUGGACUUCGUGCCGAGUGCAACAACCUCACGCCCAGCUGUGUUUCCCCGAAUAACCGACCAACCGAAUGUUCCGCUGCCGGUGACAGUAUUGCUGGCUCCAGUUCAAGCUCGAGAAGCGCUCGCCCCAGUAGCACGUCAGCAUCUACCGUCGUCACCCCCACACCUUUGACACAGAUCGUUGCGACUAGCGGUCUUAAUUCCAACCCGCAGAAGGUUGUCUUGCAGCUCAAUUGGAGUAACUCCACCUUGUCACCGGCAAAUCCUGCCGUUUCCAAAUCAAGCGCGGGAGACGUUUUGGCCUGGGCCUCGUGCGAUUUGACGCUCUACAAUAUCACGGUCGAGCAAACUCGGGGCGUGUUUCGAGUCGGAGACCAGCCCACGUCCGCAAACCCCGCCUUUGCGGGCAUCAUGCACGGACUUUUGCUCUCGCAAGUCGGCAAUUUGCAACUGCUGUCGAGCCUCCAGGCGACGAUGCUGUCAGCAACGGAUGAACCAUCAGCGAUGAACGCAAUGAACCAAGCACUCGGCCAGCUCGCCCUCUCCCUGUUUACAGGCACCCUCCAACUCGAUCCGACUCUAAUUCGCCGCAACAACCCCAUCACCCAAUCGCUCGCGCCCGCAUCCUCCGCCCUGCUUACUCGCUAUCCGCUUACGCCGCUUGCCGUCUACCUUGUCCUCCUCUACACCUAUGCAUUCGCCGCCUUCGCCGUCUUUGUCUAUGCCGCCCGUCUCCGUGCCCCAGUCGUGCCAAGACCUGGUCAGCGCCCCGCCAACACCAUCCAGCUGACUCAGCUCCGUCUAACCGAUCCCCUGGCCCACAUUGCCGCGCUCUACCCGCCGCCCCGACAAGCGCCCGCGCCAGAAGAUCUGCGAGAGCUCUUCCUCGAAAGCGAAGACGCAGCACGACUCGAAAUCGGCAUCCAGUCCGCGCCGAAAGACCACCGAUCGUGGCUGGCCGGCAUGGUCCAGCAGCAACAACCUGUUUUCGGUAUCUACCGCAGGUCCGGGCCCUGGAGUUCUCUGGAAAUUGCUUGA
Molecule: messenger RNA, 2031 nt
Organism: Mycena indigotica
Lineage: Eukaryota; Fungi; Basidiomycota; Agaricomycetes; Agaricales; Mycenaceae
Exons: 5
Coding region: 1-2031 (676 amino acids)
Source: RefSeq, a predicted model, not a curated record